Cryptococcus wingfieldii CBS 7118 is the source of this 393-nucleotide messenger RNA. RefSeq names its product phosphatidylinositol glycan, class P. The transcript is spliced from 3 exons. The coding region runs from base 1 to 393 and encodes 130 amino acids. NCBI's taxonomy places the organism in Eukaryota, Fungi, Basidiomycota, Tremellomycetes, Tremellales, Cryptococcaceae. The record is from RefSeq and is a predicted model, not a curated record.
AUGGCGCCAAUCGAGCCCCUCUCUCCCCUCAACCCCAUCUCUCCUUGGCCAUCCAUCCCUCCCGCCCCGGACGACUCUCAAACACCCCUCGUGGAAGAAUCUCUGCCAAACCCUACCGAGGUGUACGCCAGUAUCGCCAUCUUGGCAAGCUACCUGGGGUUUGCAGUGUACCUGUUCUGGGCCUUUGUACCCCCCACAUGGGGCUGGACUGACUGGCUCCCUGAUCGGCAAUGGGCCCUUAUAGUACCCUGCUGGAUGCUCGUGGCGUUCAUUCUCAUGUACUGGUCCUACGGUGCUGUAAUUGUCUACAACAAUCCAUCUUGGGAGAGCCCAAAGGGCUUGACAGAUCCAUAUGAUAAUGCUGGACCAGCACAGGCCAAAAAAAAUGACUAG